This is a messenger RNA of Botrytis deweyae, 951 nucleotides long. RefSeq lists its product as uncharacterized. Lineage: Eukaryota; Fungi; Ascomycota; Leotiomycetes; Helotiales; Sclerotiniaceae. Bases 1 to 951 code for a protein of 316 amino acids. The record is from RefSeq and is a predicted model, not a curated record. The transcript is spliced from 3 exons.
AUGGCUGGCCGCGUACAACCAUUUCUUGAUUCUCUUGGCCCAGAAGUGGAGGACCCCGAAGAAGAGGCGUUUCUGUUGUUCUCUCAAACCAUCCCAUCCCAGAAUCUCGGAUUCGUAGAUUCAAAGGCUACUGAAAUGGAUCUCACCAUUAACGGUAGAGAUCUCACGAUUUACCAAUCUCCUACAAUCUUAUCAUCAAACCGUGAUGGGGGAACCACUGGAGCAGUGAUAUGGAAAAUCACCCCCCUUUUCGCAAAAUGGAUAUCAUCACUUACAAAUCCACUCCUCAAGCAUCAGAUAAUCACCCCUGAUUCAGUAGUCCUUGAAUUAGGUUGUGGAAUAUCCGGCCUAAUAGCCCUUACUCUAUCACCCCUUCUCCAAACAUACAUCCUUACAGACCAACCAUAUGUUCUCAAAUUUCUCUCCCAAAAUCUUUCCUCCAACUCCUCUACACCAUCAAGUACAACAAACUCCAAAUCCAAACCCCGAAAAUCCAAAACCUCAUCGUCAACAUCCACAUCCACAUCCACAUCCACAUCAACUACUCAACAACUCUCAACCAAUAAAAUCAUCCCUCUAACCCUCGACUGGGAAACAGACGUCGUCUCUCCCUCCCUCACCUGCUCAGAAACCACCACGAGCUUCGACACAAUCAUAGCUUGCGAUUGCAUCUACAAUGACGCAUUGAUCCCACCUUUCGUCCAAACAUGUGUUGAUCUCUGCCGUCUCCGUUCCACAUCUCCAUCUACCAAAAAUCAAGAUCAAACAGAACCCCGCAAUCCCACUCUCUGCAUCAUAGCCCAACAACUCCGUUCUCCGGAUGUGUUUGAAUCCUGGCUUAAGGAAUUCAACAAAUUCUUUAGAGUGUGGCGUGUACAAGAGGGAGGCAUCCAGGAGUGUGGAUUAGGAGAUGACUCCGGGUUUGUGGUGCAUAUUGGGAUUUUGAGAUAG